GCCGCUCGCGGCGGCUACCGCAGCAGCGCUGAGCUCCCCGCUGGGUACUUCAGUGCAGGUGGGUGCCAGGCAGCCGCUCCUUCUCAACCUCGUCCCGGCCUUACCGUCUCCUGGACGAUGGAGGCGCAGCAGGCACAAGGUCUGCUGGAAACACAGCCAUUGCACGAGACAGACGAAGAAACGGUCACUGAUAUUGAUUUCACAAGCAUGAUUUCUGAAGAAGAGAGAGAAGAAUUAAAGAUUGAGCUAGCCAAGCUAGAGGAUGAAAUUUCAACUUUACGGCAAGUGUUAGCAGCCAAAGAAAAGCACCUAGCAGAAAUCAAACAAAAGCUUGGUAUCAACCUGAUGAAUGAGCUGAAACAGAACUUUAGCAAAAGCUGGCACGACAUGCAGACGACUUCUGCUUACAAGAAAACGCACGACACUCUGAGCCAUGCAGGACAGAAGGCAACAGCAGCUAUUAGCAAUGUAGGAACAGCCAUCAGCAAGAAAUUUGGAGAUAUGAGGUCACAUUCGAUUGGUUACUCUAUUCGCCAUUCCAUAAGUAUGCCUGCUAUGAGGAAUUCUCCAACUUUCAAAUCAUUUGAGGAGAAGGUUGAGACCACUGUCAGCAGCCUGAAGACAAAGGUUGGAGGGACAAGCCACAGUGGGGGGAGUUUUGAAGAAGUUCUCAGUUCUACUGCCCACGCCAGCGCUCAGGGCUCUACCACAGGCACGCCGCUUCCUGAGAAUGAGGAGGAACUUCAGUGUUAGACUGUAGCCUCUACUGGCCACCUGUAUCUGACCUGGUGAGACUUAUCCCCAUAGUGAUUUCUAUGCUUCCUUUCCACAUCCACCUUGAGACACGUGGCUUCGUAACCUCUUGAAAAUGGCUUCACCCAUGUCAUACUGUAGUAAUUCUUCCAAAUGUAUUGGUAUUUUUACUAGGCCAUUUUAAGCAUUUUUAUACUCCAGAGAAAUGGCACACGCAUCGUCAUUUCUUAAUGUUCCAAUUUCUGUAAUGUAACCAAACAGUUCUUGCUUUAUGGUAUUUUCCCUCAAAUUCACUUCACACCUCUGGUCCAGUUGUUAAUUUGUUUUUUAUUUAAAGGACUGAAUCUGUUUUUAGUAUACAUGUUUCUACUGAUUAUGUAACCCCUCUGUGCCACAGCAGACAGAUGGGUCUAGGACUGUACAAGGAUUUCUGUUGCC
This is a messenger RNA of Gopherus flavomarginatus (Mexican gopher tortoise), 1191 nucleotides long. It is a transcript of the gene TPD52L1, whose product is annotated as TPD52 like 1. The record is from RefSeq and is a predicted model, not a curated record. The transcript has 8 exons. Bases 118 to 753 code for a protein of 211 amino acids. Gene Ontology annotation, cellular component: cytoplasm. Gene Ontology annotation, biological process: positive regulation of apoptotic signaling pathway; positive regulation of MAP kinase activity. Lineage: Eukaryota; Metazoa; Chordata; Testudines; Testudinidae.